Messenger RNA from Cyprinodon tularosa, 3420 nucleotides. Its product is annotated as claudin domain-containing protein 1-like. Gene Ontology annotation, cellular component: membrane. Lineage: Eukaryota; Metazoa; Chordata; Actinopteri; Cyprinodontiformes; Cyprinodontidae. The record is from RefSeq and is a predicted model, not a curated record. The transcript is spliced from 5 exons. The coding region runs from base 49 to 858 and encodes 269 amino acids.
AGUGCUUUCUUCCUCUGUUUGUAGGCAAUCCAAGCUUUCUGUGAGACCAUGGUGGACAAUCGCUAUGCCACCGCCUUGGUUAUUGGCUCAGUGCUGAGUCUGCUUGCCACUGUCUACCUGUCUGUUGCUGUGGGGACUGAGCACUGGUUCCAGUACAGCAGCCCGCUUGACUCACAGGACCUAAACAUCACUCAACUCAAAGACCAAUUCAUCAAUGACGAGUUUGAGGAAAAGGUAUACAGCACUCCCCUGUUCCGCCUGAAUGGGACCCUGGGUCUGUGGUGGAGGUGUAUCCAGGUGCCCAGCCAGUCCUAUUGGUUUAGAGAGCCAGAUGGUCGUCAUCCACACAAUGAAAGCGUCGACAGAACACAGCUACCAGAUUGCACUCAUCACAGGGGAUGUACAGAUCCUAAGAUGGAGACCCAAUGUUUGAGCUUUACCCUUCCUCAGCAGUUCAAAACAAAGACCAAAGGAGAAGAAGAGGAUCUGCUGAGAACAUACCUGUGGAGGUGCCAGUUUCUCCUGCCCUUAGUGUCUUUGGCUCUGGUAUUUCUCAGCGGGCUCAUCGGGGUCUGUGCCUGCCUAUGCCGCAGCUUCACACCUACUCUGGGUGUGGGAGUGCUUCAUUUUAUUGCAGGUCUCUGCUCUCUGGGAACAGUCUGCUGUUUCCGGGCCAACAUGGAUCUGUUCCACUACAGCUACAAACCUUCAGCCACGGUUGACUGGUCAAUGGGGUGGUCUCUCUACCUGGCUCUUAUCUCCUUCCCUCUGCAGAUGAUGGCUGCCGCGCUGUUCAUCUGGGCAGCCAGAAGUCACCGCAAUCACUACACCCGCAUAAGGGCGUAUCGGGUCGCAUAAAGACAGGGGAAUAAUACACUUAAAGAUAACCAGCAGGUCUACAGCCCUCCUUCCAAUAAUAUCCGGUUGUAUAGCAAUAAAAUCAGCAGGUUGUAGCAUCUCACUUCCACUGUAGCAGUCAUGGGAUGCAGAAAUGGUGCAGGGUAUCACAGGUUUAACAAAGCAAGCUGCAGCUAUUUCAUAAGUACUCCUAUAUGGAGAUUUGAAUCAUUUAUUGCGUGGCUUUAUCUCACCUUUGCCUUUUAUUUGCCAGUUACUGAUUUGUUUAUUGAUGUUGCAUGUUUUCAACAUCUAGAUGUUUGUUUUCCUUUAGGAGUUUGCUAUUUUUAUUUUGCCUUCUUUUUGGUUGCCAAUGCUUCUUUUAGCUGCUCACCAUGUUGUCCUUAACUCGGAUACAACUGUGUUUAACUUGCACUAUCGUAACGUUAAGAUGUGGACUUCCAUCCAAGUCCAGGUAUCUGUCUGUUUGAUAUAAAACGGUCUGAUGCGCCUUUAUUGAAGCGUUUUGAUCCUGUGUUUGUUUUUGAAUAUCAAGGCUUUGCAUGUCGUUGGAACUGACCUUUCUAUUAUCUGUGGUUAUGCUUUAUUUUUGGCUGUGGUAAAAUGACUAAAUGUCAUGAAAUGUCACUCUCUGUAAGUGGAACCACUCACCUUCUACCAUCAUGUUAUUGAUGGAUCUAUUUUGUAACAAUACUGUGUACUUGUGUUAUUACAACCUUUAGUUGCUAAUGCAGUUCUGAAAAUUUUAAAAGAUGAAUUAAGGCUUUUAAGUGCUGGGUUUUCCUAGAUGGAGGGUGGAGAAGGUCGUUAAGCUUUGCUAAGUUUUGUUCUUUCCAACCAAUUAAGCCCCCUCCUUGAUAUCAAGUGCCUUGCACAACUAUUUGCAAGAAUUAAGGCUUAUUCUGCCUCCGUUCAAUCACUGAAAUCAAUGUAUUUGUUCAAGAUACCAAGAUCUAGCGAAGCAUAGAUGUAAAAUACAUGGAAAUUAAAAAACAUUCUUUAACAAAUACACCUCACCAUUCCUGGUCAUUCUUUAGGUCUUCUGGGGUUAUUUCUCUAUCAAAGUUAAAAAUCUGUACUCUGUUUUCUGCUUUUAUUUUUGCAAAAUGGUUAAAUUUCAGAUUGGACAGAGGCUCCAGCAACAACAGCCUUUCCUCCAGAUUGAUGUAAUUUAGGUCUGGACAUUCACUUCAGUUUCAGCACAUAUUUGCUUUAAUGUUAACCCUUUUAUUUUUAUUUGUGGCUGCAUGUUUAGGCUGGUCUGUUGCAGCCUCUUAAAUGAUUUUCGUCCAGAAAUGCUCUGUAUGUAUGUCCUUUGUUAGUGCUUUUCCAGCACAGAGGCCAAGAUGCAGUUUUUCUGAGCAAUUUUUUUUCAGCUGCACAAGCAGUUUUUGUGUUGCAUUGCCCCAUGUGAUCUCUGCAGAUCCCCUGUAGUUCUUGGGUUUCUUUUCUUUAAAUAUGCUCCAUGUGCUAAAUCUCUUGCGUUUUUUUUAUUCCAUUUUCAGAUUAUGGUGGUUGAUACUAUUGGACACCAUACAGUAGUAUGCUUUAUAACUUCUUCAUAACGUCAUAUUCCUUGGACCUUAUGAAACCAUUUCUCUUCUAACAAACCUCUUAAACCUUAUCAGAACAGCUGAGUUAUUCUUGGAAUAAAGCAUAAUAGAUUAAAAGGGGUUUGAUAUAAAAGAACGUUUCAUUAAGAGAAUAAAAACAUUAAAAAGGUAAAUUUGUACUUCAAAAUAUGCUUUUCUCUCUAUGGGCCCACCACAUAUAAUCCAAGUAAAAUCCAUUGCCGUUACUGGUUGUAAGCAUAUGACAUUUUAAGUGCAUCAUACUUUUACACAAUAAAAGAAGAACUGCAAAAAAAAAAGAAAAAAAAUGCAACAAUUCUGUUUUAUUUGGCUAUUUAACUGAUUUAUAUCAUAUAUUCAGCUUCUGAUUUGUCCAACUGUGUUCUUUUACACAAGAAUAAACUUGGUAAAUUUUAUAUAAUAUUAACAUGGCCUCAAAAUGUUUCCAUAACAUUUUUGGUAGAAAAUAAUGUGAGAGAACAGCACAAUUUUAAUUUUAAAAAUAUUUCUUAUUUUUAUACAAAAUAAGGACAAAAGGGUUAUUUGGACUUAAAUACUAACCAAAUAUAAGACUAAAUAAAAAGUGAAAGAGCAACGGUCUGUUUUUCACGCUGUUCAGACAUUGGUCCCCUUUUUUAUCUGUCUUUCUAUUUGUCCUUUUUCAAAAUUGAAGGACAAAUCAGGGUUUCAGAGAUUUUGGAUAAACAGUUGUUCCUGUAAUGCCUUCUGUUGACCAGGCGAGGGCAGUUACUAGCCCUGGCUUUACUUAAACUGAUGGGGUGUGGAUUAAAAUUAAGGAUUAAAAUGGUGAGUUGUCAUUUCACACUGGUGUCUGAAAAAACAAGUUUGUGACUAUGUUUUGAAUUUUCAACAUGCCUACAGAAAUGUUUUAUGUUUAGUUUCAUAUGUUCCAGCUUCUGAGAAAGCUAUUCCUUAUGAAGCACAAUACUGUAUUGUUUUUGUAGAAAUAAAAUUGAUAAUUGGUCAGUAA